This is a messenger RNA of Anastrepha obliqua, 4323 nucleotides long. Its product is annotated as zinc finger protein 423-like. The transcript is spliced from 8 exons. Gene Ontology annotation, cellular component: chromosome; nucleus. Gene Ontology annotation, molecular function: chromatin insulator sequence binding; zinc ion binding. The record is from RefSeq and is a predicted model, not a curated record. Gene Ontology annotation, biological process: regulation of transcription by RNA polymerase II. NCBI's taxonomy places the organism in Eukaryota, Metazoa, Arthropoda, Insecta, Diptera, Tephritidae. The coding region runs from base 123 to 3725 and encodes 1200 amino acids.
CGAAGAAAUCUCACCUCUAAAAAUAAAAGGUGUCCCAUCGCCACCAAUUGAAAGAUGGAAUAAAAUAUACACAAAUAGCGUUACGAUUCAUUCAUUAGUAAACAUAAAAAGAAGAGCAAACUAUGCAGACAGGAACUGCAGUCGGCGGAAAAAGCGACAACAUCAUCUCUGCAUCCGCAGAUUGGCACCAUUGGUGUCGACUUUGCGCGAAGAUUGAUAUACAUAGUAAAAAUAUUUUCUAUGAACAUCAACCACUAAUGACUUAUUCUGUUGGAAAAAGUGAUGAUAAGAGCUGUACAAUGGCCGUCGCAAUCGGAAAAUAUUUUUGUGUGCAAAUUAAAGACGAUGAUGAUCUGCCCAAAUUGUUAUGCACAGAGUGCAUUUCAUUGGUAACAACCCUUUUAGAUUUCAAUGAACGUGUAAUUAAAGUGCAAGAAAUGUAUGCUGAGCUGCAAAGUACACAGUUCGGUAAUGAUGUAGACUUUCAGUCUAUUCGACUAAAAUAUGGAAUUUUGAAGGAAGAUCCAGCUCAAUUAUAUAUGAACCAAUAUGGGGAAGAUUGUUUUACUGAGAAGUUUGACCAAGCAAGUAUAGCAGACAUACACAAUUUUGAAAUCAAAUUAAUAAAAGAAAUUCCAAGUGAUGAUAUUCAAGCCGAUGAGGUUAGUCAUGCACUUGAAUAUGAAGGCACGGAAGGUGAAGAUCCUUUUGCCAGCGGAGUUAUCGUUGAGACCGCUGAGCACCAGACUCUUCGUGCAAUAAAAGAUUGUGACGGAGAAAAUAAUGAUAGUAAACAUUCUGAUUUCAUACCUUUAAAUGAUCAGAAUAAGUUAAAGUUAACGGAUAAUAAGCGUAAACGGUCUGACAAAAGUAACUUUGGCAAGAAAUUAGAAAAGUGUAUUACUGGCACCGAGGAAAAGUCAAUUGAUGACAAAUACUUUUGUAGCAACUGCUUACUUCAUUUUCAACGUCCUGGCAAUUUUCGUAUGCACAUGAAAAAAAGACAUGGCAUCGUUUAUGAAUUAGAUCCUUUGACAUGUCCUCAAUGUCAUAAAUCCUUCAAUACGGAAUUCAAACUAAAUCAUCAUAUAAAAACGCAUCAGUCACUAUCGGAAAAGCGAAUAUUUCCAUGCCCACAAUGUGACCGAAAAUUUCAGACAAAAGGUUCUGUAACCACACAUAUAAAGUUUGUUCAUGAAGACAUUCGUCCAUUUAUUUGUGAAGAAUGCGGUAAAGGUACACGAACGGAAGCUGCACUACGAGAACAUAUGCUUAUGCACACUGGUUUGUCAUCCUUUGAAUGUGAAAUAUGUAAGAAAAGUUUUAAAAAUCAGUUGCGUCUGAGGGUUCAUUUGCAGAUACACAGUUCCAGUAAGCACAUCUGCAGCGUAUGUGGUUUGCAACUAAAUUCACGUGUAACGUUAAAUCGUCAUAUGCUCGUACAUUCCGAUAUUAAGCCCCACAAAUGUGAUUAUUGUGGGCAAACAUUUAAGCGAUCCAAAACACUAAAAAGUCAUUUAAUACUCCACAGUGGACUAAAACCGUAUACAUGUAAGUUUUGUGAUAGAACAUUUACUAAUGCCUCCAACUGCCGAUCUCAUAAAAAAAAAUCGCAUCCGGAUGAACUAGCUGCUUUAGAGGCUUCAGGAGAAAAAACGUACACGAAAAAUGUACCCAUAUUGGCCGUAUUAAAAACAGUAGCACAAACGUCUGAAAAUCUUGUUCCUGUGGUCUCCAAACAGAGAACUGGCGGCACAAAAUAUUCCAAUUCGUCGGCUGCGCAAGAUACAUUAAUUGAAAUAGAUAAAACUUUGAAAGAGAACAAAACACAAAAAGAGGAGCAAAAUAUGCAGACAGGAACUGCAGUCGGCGGAAAAAGGGACAACAAUAUCUCUGCAUCCGCAGGUUGGCACCAUUGGUGUCGACUUUGCGCGAAGAUUGAUAUACAUAGUAAAAAUAUUUUCUAUGAACAUCAACCACUAAUGACUUAUACUGUUGAAAAAAGUGAUGAUAAGAGCUGUACAAUGGCCGUCGCAAUCGGAAAAUAUUUUUGUGUGCAAAUUAAAGACGAUGAUGAUCUGCCCAAAUUAUUAUGCACAGAGUGCAUUUCAUUGGUAACAACCCUUUUAGAUUUCAAUGAACGUGUAAUUAAAGUGCAAGAAAUGUAUGCUGAGCUGCAAAGUACACAGUUCGGUAAUGAUGUAGACUUUCAGUCUAUUCGACUAAAAUAUGGAAUUUUGAAGGAAGAUCCAGCUCAAUUAUGCAAGCUCCAACCUGAAGAAGAUUGUUUUACUGAAAAGGUUGAUGAAGCAAGUGUGGCAAACAUGCACAAUUUUGAAAUCAAAUUAAUAACUGAAAUUUCAACCGAUUGUAUGCAAACCAAUGAAGUUAGUCAUUCACUUGAAUUUGAAGGCACGGAAGGUGAAGAUCCUUUUGCCAGCGGAGUUAUCGUUGAGACCUCUGAAACCCAGACUCUUCGUGCAAUAAAAGAAUGUGAUGGAGAAAGUAAUGAUGGUAAAUUAUCUGAUUUCAUGCCUCUGAAUGCACAGAAUAAGUUAUUAAAAACCGAAAUAAACAUAAAUGAAAAGGGAAGAUCGUCAAAGAAAGAUAAGAAAUUGAAGUUAAUUGAUACUAAUCGUAAACGAUCUAACAAAAAUAGUUUUGACAAAAAGUUAGAAAAGUGUAUUAUUGGUACCGAGGGAAAGUCAACUGACGACAAGUACUUUUGUAGCACUUGCUCAAUUCACUUCCAACGACCUGGCAAUUAUUGUAAGCAUAUGAAGAAAAUACAUGGCAUUGUAUAUGAAUUAGAUCCUUUCACAUGUCCUCAUUGUCAUAAAUCUUUCAAAACUCGAUUCAUACUAAAUCGUCACAUAAAAACGCAUCAGCCACUGUCGGAAAAGCGAAUAUUUCCAUGCCCACAAUGUGAUGGGAAAUUCCAAACAAAAGAUUAUGUAGCCAGACAUAUAAAGUUUGUUCAUGAAGAUAUUCGUCCAUUUAUUUGUGAAGAAUGUGGAGAAGGUACUCGAACCGAAACUACACUACGAGAACAUAUGCUUAUACACACUGACCUGGCACCUUUUGAAUGUGAAAUAUGUAAGAAAGGUUUUAAAAAUGAGUCGCGUCUAAAAAAUCAUGUGGAGAUACACAGUUCGAGUAAGCACAUCUGCAGAGAAUGUGGUUUGCAGUUAAAUUCACGUGUAACGUUUAAUCGUCAUAUGCUUGUACAUUCUGAUAUUAUGCGUCAUAAGUGUGAUUAUUGUGGGCGAGCAUUUAAACGAGCCAAAACGCUAAAAGGCCAUUUAAUGCUCCAUAGUGGUCUAAAGCCCUAUACAUGUGACUUCUGUGACAGAACCUUUACUAAUGGGGCCAAUUGUCGUACUCACAAAAGAAAAUCACAUCCGGAAGAAUUAGCGGCAUUAGAGGCUUCAGGAGAAAAAACUUACACGAAAAAUAUACCCAGAUUGUCUGUAUUAAAAACAGUAACGCAAUCUGCUGAAAAUCUAAUUCCUGUUGUCUCCAAACAGAGCGGUAAUUUUUCAUUAGGUAGGAAAUUGAAACUUUCGUCCGAUUAUUCUGUUGGUGCCAACCAGUCCAGUUCCUUGACAACGAUAAAUACGUCUGCGGAAACAAUACUUUCAAGAAGUCAAACAACUUCUAAAGAGAACAGUUUAGACGCGGGCAACUUUACGGAAAGGAGUAAUAUACAAUCGUCGUUUUGGUAAAAUAAAACAAUGUGCUCUGGAAAGUUAAUUCGUUUAAAUAAAUAUAAGAUUGUUUUCUAAAAUGCAUAGAUAAAUUGAAAAUUGGUAUGAACAAAGUAUGCGCUAGUUUCAUACCGACAACAAUAUUUUCGGGCAAAGUUCAGUGUUUUACAAUUUUGUUUAUGGCGGAGUAAUAAGAAGCGUGGCAGCUUUUAGUUUCUAUCUCAUGAACGAUUCCAUUUUUCAAUGAUCCAGCCUUCCCCUUCUAUGGCAUAGGGUGUGGUGAGAGGUUACUAGAAAUUUUUUUGGAAAUCUGGGGUUUAAAUUUCUGGCUAUGCCACACCAACAAAUAUACUAUCAUCACACCAUGACUCUUCAUACACUGAAAUGUUGGUUUUUGUCGGAAUCGUUUCGAUAACAGAGCCACAACUGAAGUGGGAAUGAUUGCUCAUCAGACUAAUUUCAUUUAUAGAACAAUUUAUUAAAUAAGAACUAAGAAAUGUUCUAAAAAUGAAGAUCGCGGUUUGUUGCUGAUAUUAUAUUAAAGUACAGCGACAAAAAUCAUACUACAUUCCUAUAAAUUUACAAAUUAUGAAUUAAUCAGCGUGUGCAAAGCAAU